Messenger RNA from Myripristis murdjan (pinecone soldierfish), 520 nucleotides. RefSeq names its product hairy and enhancer of split-related 15, tandem duplicate 1 (gene her15.1). NCBI's taxonomy places the organism in Eukaryota, Metazoa, Chordata, Actinopteri, Holocentriformes, Holocentridae. Bases 34 to 510 code for a protein of 158 amino acids. Gene Ontology annotation, molecular function: protein dimerization activity. The transcript is spliced from 2 exons. The record is from RefSeq and is a predicted model, not a curated record.
CUCUCCCACAGAAGCCCUGCACUCUCCACCAGAAUGGCUCCUACCUACACCAGAGACUCUCCCUGCUCCCUGCUCUCCACCAAAGACAGGCACAAAUUGAGGAAACCAGUUGUGGAGAAAAUGCGCAGAGAUCGCAUCAACAGCUGCAUCGAGCAGCUCAAGACCCUGCUGGAGAAAGAGUUCCACAAGCAGGAUCCCAACGCCAAGCUGGAGAAGGCUGACGUGCUGGAGAUGACCGUGGUGUUCCUGAAGCAGCAGCUGCAGCCUCAGAGCCCGGCCGCUCACAGGGCCCACAGCGAGGGCUACUCCCACUGCUGGAAGGAGACGCUGCACUUCCUGUCUGCCAACUCCCUGAAGGAAGCCGCGCUCCCGCACCUCCAGUACAUCCACGCUGCCCACAGAGCCGGCCAGGACCCGAGCCCCACCUCUGCCCUGUCCUCCCACAGCCACAGCCAGGGCCCCGCCAAGCAGCUGCCCAGCACCACCAAAGCUGUGUGGAGGCCGUGGUAGACUCUUCACA